AUGCCUCGUCCUGGAAGAAACACGUACAGCGAUCAGAAGCCUCCAUAUUCUUAUAUUUCUCUGACCGCUAUGGCCAUUCAGAGUUGCCCUGAGAAGAUGCUCCCGCUCAGUGAAAUUUACAAGUUCAUCAUAGACAGGUUUCCUUAUUAUCGGGAAAACACGCAGCGAUGGCAGAACUCCCUGCGCCACAACCUCUCCUUCAACGACUGCUUCAUAAAGAUCCCGCGGAGACCGGACCAGCCAGGGAAAGGCAGCUUCUGGGCACUCCAUCCCAACUGCGGGGACAUGUUUGAAAACGGGAGCUUCUUGAGGCGCCGAAAGAGAUUCAAAGUCAUGAUCACAUCCGAGCACCUGCAAAAACCCUCAGAUGCCGCGCACUACCUCCAGCAACAAGCAAAACUCAGACUGACUGCUUUUGGGACACAUCUACCAACUCAAAUGACCGGCUACAACUUAAGUGUGCCUCAACCAUCUACCUUCAAACACCCAUUUGCCAUUGAAAACAUCAUUGCCAGAGAUUACAAAAUGCCAGGAAGUCUUGCCUUCUCCACCAUUCAGUCCAUGUCUGCGGGUUAUCAGGUACACAACCAAUUGACCACAGCUUGGCCCCACGUGUAUAGCAGUAAUGUGACGGACACAAUACCGAGCGCCGAGUAUCCCGCCUAUGGAGUACCAUUCAAAUCAUUAAGUCACGGCACGCAAAGUUUACCGGCGGUCCCUGUACCAAUCAAACCCGCUCCCGCAUCGGUUCCGUCCAUCCCCGGGCUCCAUGCGCAUCAUCCAGUUUUCCUCCCCGGCUCUCCACAGUCCUCGAGUCCGACGUCUCCACAGACAGCGACCAGCAGCCCCGCCACAUCGAGCCCGACCUCACUGCUCCAUUCGGUCUCCGUUCACUGUCAAGAGGUCACCUAA
Messenger RNA from Myxocyprinus asiaticus (Chinese sucker), 912 nucleotides. Its product is annotated as forkhead box protein B1-like. The record is from RefSeq and is a predicted model, not a curated record. Gene Ontology annotation, molecular function: RNA polymerase II cis-regulatory region sequence-specific DNA binding; DNA-binding transcription factor activity, RNA polymerase II-specific. Gene Ontology annotation, biological process: regulation of transcription by RNA polymerase II; cell differentiation; anatomical structure morphogenesis. Bases 1 to 912 code for a protein of 303 amino acids. The transcript has a single exon. NCBI's taxonomy places the organism in Eukaryota, Metazoa, Chordata, Actinopteri, Cypriniformes, Catostomidae.